UAAGAGAACGCCUCAGCCAAGAUCAUCACAGUUGAAAUCAAACAGUCGAAGAGACAACAAGUGAAGAGUUUCAAAGAAACAGUUGAUAAUAAUUAAUAAAAUUGAUAAAAUCCAAAAAGUGAAAAUGUCUGUUUUGCCAGUGAUUUUGAAUUUUGUGGAGGAUUUCUCCGACAUGGAUCCCUGGACUGAAAUCUCCAGCAUUCCCAGAGAGUUUAGGAUGAUUCACAGAAGGCCCCGUUUCUUGCGAGCUCCAUACAACUGCGAGAAACGCUGCAAGCUGGCCAGGAAAUACAGCAAAUCUCCUGAGAAGGAUGGCUUUGAGAUGAAUCUAGACGUUAAGCAAUUCCGUCCUGAAGAGAUCUCUGUCAAGGCUAUGGACAAUCACGUCGUGGUGGAAGCUAAGCAUGAGGAACGCGAAGAUGAAAACAGCUUUGUUUCCCGCCAUUUUGUCAGCCGUUACUCCUUGCCCAAGGAUUGCAAUGUCCAGGAAUUGGUGUCUAGUCUCUCAUCCGAUGGAGUGCUCACACUUAAAGCUCCACCUCUCCACAAAGGAAUAGAGAGCAAGGAACGAGUCAUUGAAAUCCAGAGAAUCAACACACCGCAUUUACCAGAAAAGGAUAAAUCUUCAGAAAACCACAAGGACACCACAAAUGAAAAUCUAGAAAAAUAGA
This is a messenger RNA of Phlebotomus papatasi, 671 nucleotides long. RefSeq names its product heat shock protein 27-like. Gene Ontology annotation, biological process: protein refolding; response to heat. The transcript has a single exon. Lineage: Eukaryota; Metazoa; Arthropoda; Insecta; Diptera; Psychodidae. Gene Ontology annotation, molecular function: protein folding chaperone. Bases 125 to 670 code for a protein of 181 amino acids. The record is from RefSeq and is a predicted model, not a curated record.